This is a messenger RNA of Pichia membranifaciens NRRL Y-2026, 571 nucleotides long. RefSeq lists its product as hypothetical. The transcript has a single exon. The coding region runs from base 172 to 492 and encodes 106 amino acids. NCBI's taxonomy places the organism in Eukaryota, Fungi, Ascomycota, Pichiomycetes, Pichiales, Pichiaceae. The record is from RefSeq and is a predicted model, not a curated record. Gene Ontology annotation, biological process: mRNA processing.
CCUCUGUUUGUUUCACGUGACUUCUUCGCUUUUAAAAAUCCUCACCUCUUCAUCGCUCGAGGUCGAACUUUUAAUGCUUAGUUUAAUGAAAACGACUUCAUUGCUAGAACAGUUUUUCCUGCAGUGCUCCUUGAAAGCUAACGUAUUGAGACAUAUAGUAAACCAAACACAAUGUUCAGAAGUGUGGUACGCCUUUUUCCGACGUUGGGAUCGAGGUUGGCAUCCACUAUGGUCAUUAGACCUGCAUUCACUCCAGCUCCAACUAGCAUGAUUUUCCACUUGAAGCAAAAUUUGGAAAUUGCUAGCCCAAGUCAAAAGCAUUUUGGAAUCAUGCAGCAAAUUUGCGAAAAAGUUGAACCACUCAAUGAAGCUGGUGCAACAGAGAUGGUUAUGACUUCUGUUUUGAGAAAAAGAAGGUUAAAGAUGAAGAAGCAUAAAUUAAGAAAGAGAAGAAAGGCCCAAAGAGCACUAAGAAUCAAGAUAGGUAAAUGAAGGUAGCUGAUAACGAUACUAAUCGGGAAGCAUACAAGUUCUUCAGUUAGUUUUCUCUGCAUCUGGACACCACAGGCAC